AGGUGAUCGGGCGGGAACUUUUGAAGAAAGCCAUUAAAAAUGUGAAAGCCACAUACAAACAAACGUAUAUUUUUUUUAAAUCAUGUUCAAUCAUAUUCGAAAGUAUAUAUAUUUAACGUAUGUACUUCACUCGUCAGACAGUGUUCAUUCAGAAUUAUGAAUGCAUAAUAGCUAUUAACAGUCGACGCUAUUUGCAUACGUACUAACAUGUACUGAAAACAAUGUUUGUACAUACAUACAUACAGAUACAUAUAUAUUUACGAUUGAGACAAGAACAUUAACAAUAUUCUAUGAAUACGUUAUAAAUUAGAAAUGUUUUUAUUUUUGAGCUCCGUCAAAAAGUUCGUGGAAUGUAAUUUAGUUUCAAUUCUGUUGGUACAUAAACCAUAUUUAAUCAACCCGGCACAGUCGUUGGUUUGUACAUGUCCGGUUGUUUGCAAUAUGAUUGUGUAUUCGUUUACCUAAAUUUCUGGGAAAUUCGAGGGGAUUAAUAAAAAUGAUAAAAAUGUGUUAUUAAGAAACUGUGUGUAUAAUUAUUGUUAGAUACAAUAGUUACGUUAAUUUGGUCAAUUCAAUAUGACAAACGAAAUAGAAACAAGCUUGUUGACAAUUGUACUGGACGUGAAUCCAGUGCAGAGAAUAGUGAAACAAGAAACAAAAGUGUUGACACAAUGUUUGGACUCUACUAUCGUUUUUGCUAAUGCACACUUGAUGCAAUCGUCUAAUAACCAAUUAGCUAUAAUAGCGUGUCAUAGCCACGGGGCAAGAUUUUUGUAUCCUUGUGAGAAACCUUCGGAAAUUCGACAAAUUGAUGGACAGUAUGAAAAGUUCACUAUGGUGGAGCGCACUAUCAGGCAGCAAUUGCAACAAGUAAUCAAUGAAAUUUCUAUGGACAAGCCUUUAAAUGGAGAAAGCCUGCUAUCGGGGGCGUUGACCAUGGCACUCUGUUACGUAGCAAGAUUAGAAAGAGAAAAAGUUGCUGGUCAAAAAUUAUAUUCUAGAAUACUUGUGAUAACAGCUAGCAAUGAUUCGGCUACUCAAUACAUGAACUAUAUGAAUAUAUUUUUCACUGCCCAAAAAAUGGGAAUAAUACUGGAUGUCUGCAGUCUGGAUCAAGAAUUAACAUUACUUCAACAAGGCUGCGAUAUAACUGGUGGAAAUUAUUUGAAAGUCCCCCACUUAAGUGGUUUACUACAGUACUUACUAUGGAUAUUUCUGCCAGAUCCGAAUGUUAGAACAAAGCUAGUGCUUCCUCCACCUGUGAAAGUGGACUACAGGGCAGCAUGCUUCUGCCAUCAAGAACUAAUAGACAUUGGCUAUGUCUGCUCCAUAUGUUUAUCAAUAUUUUGCAAAUUCAGUCCAAUAUGUACAACUUGUCACACAGUGUUCAAAAUGCCAGGUCCUAUGCCUAUGAAAAUGAAAAAGAAGAAGAAAAAUGUGGAUAUAGUUCAUUAGUUGUAUUUAACUUAGAAUUUUUUACUAUAGAAAUUUUCUAUCUAAAUACAUAUUUUCUCACCAUACAUCACAUACGAAGGAGAGUAAUUAAUAUAUUGGCUGUGAAGUUAUAGAUCUUUAGAGUAGUAAACUUUAUCUACAGUUCGUUUGACUUUCUGUUAAAACUCUUUGUACUUAGGUUCAUAUAUUUUAGCCAUUCGGAAUUCAUUGUGCUUAACGAUUAAAAAAUGUCACUCUCGAA
Megalopta genalis is the source of this 1696-nucleotide messenger RNA. It is a transcript of the gene Tfb4, whose product is annotated as transcription factor B4. Gene Ontology annotation, cellular component: transcription factor TFIIH holo complex; transcription factor TFIIH core complex. Gene Ontology annotation, biological process: nucleotide-excision repair; regulation of DNA-templated transcription. Lineage: Eukaryota; Metazoa; Arthropoda; Insecta; Hymenoptera; Halictidae. The record is from RefSeq and is a predicted model, not a curated record.